Messenger RNA from Pogoniulus pusillus (Red-fronted tinkerbird), 2553 nucleotides. RefSeq names its product homeobox protein OTX1-like. Gene Ontology annotation, biological process: regulation of transcription by RNA polymerase II. Gene Ontology annotation, molecular function: RNA polymerase II transcription regulatory region sequence-specific DNA binding; DNA-binding transcription factor activity, RNA polymerase II-specific. The coding region runs from base 133 to 1434 and encodes 433 amino acids. The transcript has 2 exons. Gene Ontology annotation, cellular component: nucleus. The record is from RefSeq and is a predicted model, not a curated record. NCBI's taxonomy places the organism in Eukaryota, Metazoa, Chordata, Aves, Piciformes, Lybiidae.
UGAGUCACCCUCGGAGGCCUGGCGGCCCCGGCCCCAUCGGCGGGGCUGGGCCAGAAGGGUGGGGGGCGCUAACUGCCGGGGCGGAGGGCUCAUAAGGUCAGGAGCGGCCUGUGCCCGCAGACCUCGGCCCUUAUGGAGCUCGCCAACCUCCCCUCCGGUCCCAGCCCCACCAACAAGGCUUCCCGGGGCUCAGCCGGGCCGGUUCACGGCGGCGCUGGUGAGGGCGGCGGGGCCGGGGCGCAGGAGCGCUGCCCGGCGCGGCCCCCGCUGAGCGCCGCUCUCCUCUCGCUCCCUGCGGACGAGGCCCGAGCGCGUCCCGCCGGCCCCGGCGCGGGGCGGGAGGGCGGCCGGCGCAAGCGAACCACCUUCAGCAAGGCGCAGCUGGAGCUGCUGGUCCGCGCCUUCGAGAAGGAGCCUUACCCCGGCAUCGCCCUGCGGGAGCAGCUCUCCAGCCUCACCGACAUCCCCGAGUCCAGGAUCCAGGUGUGGUUUCAGAACAGGAGAGCCCGACAGCUGAACCACAAGAAGAACGAAGCCGCUGCCUACCCCAAACCGGCCUGUGCCAAGCAAAAGGCGACCCGCUGCGGCGGCGGUUGCCAGGAGGGAUCCCGGGCGACGCAGAUGCUUGGGACAGACCAGAGCCUUCUCCAUCCCCAGCCCGGCCUGCCAGGAGGAAACCAGAGUUUUGCGGGGCAGCCGUCGCCGUACCCGGGGCAGCCGUACUCUAGGCUCGAUACUCAUUUCAGGAGCGUGGAUAACACAUGUGGAGUCCCAGGUCAGACCCCAGCUCACUUCAGCUUGGACUGUGUGGGGAAAAGGGUCUCACACGCUACAGGUGGCAUGAAGAACCCCUCCCAGGUCCUACCCGCUGUGCAAGAGGGGCAGGAAUAUCCAUACCUGAAGAAAUCGUUCUCCGACAGCUACUACUCAGAUGCAGAUGCUUUUCAGUCUUGUGUAGAAGAUCACCAGUAUCUAGCAGGUAAAGAGAACAUGUAUAGGAGGCCUGUCUUAAACUGCUUAAAUACCGACCAGGGCCUGGGUGUUGAGAACCAUUUCUGUAUAAAAUCAAACCCUUCUUCUUUUGACACUUUCAAUUACGGUGAAGGGGAAUCUCAGCUUCAGUUCGACCAGACGAGGCACAGUCCUCCACCUCUGGCCAUGGGUAGUCAGGCUAAUUCUGCUUUGGUGCUUCCAAAACAUGAAGUGGGGUAUCAAGGGACAUUUACUGCUCCAGCUCCGUUGUACGGGCAGCAGCAGCUGCUGGAGACAGUAAAUGACUAUGACCCUCAUUGGCUGGGCGUGAGAAACGACAUUUUGGGAACUGGAUUAGAUUUGCUGUUUGAGAAAGAGCAAAAUGGGGAGAAAAGUGGGCCAAAAAGUUACCUUUUUGCUUUUGGUGGCCAGGCUUCAGCCUGUCAUUUAGGUCACACAUGAAACAGAGUGGAUACGCUUGGCCGAUAAAAAAAUUAGUGUGUUUUUUUUUUGGGUUGGCAGUGUUGUCCAAAGUGGCUAGAGGCUUUACAGGUCGAAGUGUGGAGUGCUUGCCCAGAGUUUUGGGUGUUCCGUGGAAGGGAAAGGAAGAUAAGCAAAGUCAGCAAGGGCUAGAGGAGAACAACCUGCUGGAUGUGUGCUGCUUUCCUGCCCUACGGGAAGCCAAGCUGUGUGUGUGCAUUUGUUUUUUGGCAGCAUCACAUUAACUUGCAUGUACAGGCAGAUUUUCACAACUCUGUCAGUACUGAAAGGUCCUUCUUUCUGUGUUCAGACUCUGCUGGGUUAAUUCUGCCAGUGUUUGGUUUGUGGCUUUACUGCACAAGUCAGUUUUGGUCAGAAUUCACUUACUUUAAAUCUGUAGAAAGCAGACUAAUUUACAGCUUUUAUUGGAGAGGUGGGGUACAAGCAUAGAAAAAAAGGAGCCUUGGGGGUGUCAGGGGUGUGUUUGUGUUGUAGUUCUCUUCUUGAUAAAGAAUACAGCUGGACUUUUCCUGGAUACUUGAUGAAUAGUGCUUUCAUUUAAAAAUUACUUCAUUUGUAGCCUUAUAAAAGGCAGUGCUUUUCUAUUUUUAAUUGUUUGGUCAUUUUCUUUUUGCUAAAUGAAGAUUUUUCUACCUGGAUGCUAAUGAACUUGUACAACUCCACUCUUUUACACACACACGCACAAAAAGUUCCAUCUCUGCAUUUGCACAUUGAGUCUGUAAAGACUUACUGAGAUCUAUGACCCUCUGGAAGACCACAGCAAUCAUGGAAGUGUUCCUGAUGUGUAUCUGGAGAGAUAAACAUGCCAUAUGUGGGAAAUCUUGGUUUGUGUUUAAAAUGUGGCUCUGCACUAUUUUGAAGUAUGCCUGUUUUUUCCUGUCUAUGUCAGUAAUUUAAUUUUUUAAUAAAAGAAAUGUAACAAAAAUAAAACUUAAACACAUAACCCACUAAACCAGCCAAGAAGGUGGGCUUUUGGUUUCACCCCUGGAGUCACUGGCCAUCUGGCAGGCAGAACCAGGUCUUCUCAUGUUAUCCGCCCUGCCGAUCUGGAGGCAUUGUAACCAGUGCUCUCAUAUCUCA